AUGUUGAACGAAGCUCAAGAGACGACCGUGGCCUCAGAUUGGGACGUAGGGGCUAUAGUCUUUGGGUUUAACCCGGACGAUGCAUGGUAUUGGGGCGACUACGGAUAUCCAACUAGGUCCAAGCCUGCCGUUCAAGAACUGGGACCAGUUUACACCGAAGACAGCGCCGGUAAUAGUCAUAUUCCAUCGAUAUAUGAGGGUGCAAGACGUUCAUCGGCAGGCGGGGUGUCUCAGACAAUGGAGCAAGGGUUCUUCAACAUGGCAAAAUCCACCGCUGGCCCGUCAGAACACAUUCUCCAUCAGCCGUCCAAUAGAAAGAUGGCACUCGCUCACUACACAGUCGGGAUUAUUUGCGCCUUACAACAUGAGCUGAUGGCAGUCCGUGUCCUUUUCGACGAGGUCUUCGAGCCGGUGACGAUGCCAACCGGAGACCACAACCAUUACGCCCUGGGCCGUAUAGCAGAGCACCACGUGGUCGGCGUCUGCCUACAGCACGGCUCAGAUAGCACCUACUCCGCGCAGAAUAGUGUCCAUUACAUGAAGCGCAACUUCCCCGGGAUACGCUUUUGUCUACUGGUUGGCAUGGGUGCAGGAACGCCAUUCGACGCGCACGACAUCCGACUAGGCGAUGUUAUCGUCAGCGACCCCCGCAGCCCGUACUCAGGAGUCAUACCGUACGACAUCGCCCAGACCCGCGCAAGCGGACCUUUUAUACUCAACGGAUCCCUCAGUCCACCGCCCACCGACGUCACACAAGCAAUCAGCGCCCUCGAAUCCAACCCGGACAGUGCCACCGCCUCCCUAGAUCGCUAUAUCCGCCAGAUCGAGCUCCUCAAAUUCCAAUACCAACACCCGGACCCCGAACCCGACCGCCUCUUCCUCAGCUGUUACCCCCACGCCCUCCCCAGCGACACCGACUGCCACCGCUGCUGGUCGAUGUUCGAGCUCCGCCGCCCGCCCCGGCCCACCCUCCAGCCCCGCAUCCACUACGGCCUCAUCGCCUCCAGCACUGCAAUUCCGCGCGCGGGCUACCACCGCGACCUCCUCAUCAAGGCGCACACCAUCUUGUGUUUCGAGUCGGAGGCCGCCGACAUCGUCGAUGUUUUUCCAUGUGUCCUGAUCCGCGGAAUCUGCGACUACGGCGACUCGCACCGGAAUGACCGGUGGCAACACUAUGCGGCUGCGACUGCGGCGGCAUAUGCGAAGGUGCUGUUGGCUAGUAUGAGGGGUGUCAAUAUACAUGGGUAUGGGCAUGCGCAUGUGCAUGGGAAUGAGAUUGGUAGGGGGGACCCGGUGGAACGGAAGAGGCGGCGGGAGUCGCCUGAUUCCGGGGCGGGGGUGGGCUCGUCGAAACGUCCUGGUAUGUUUUUUCGGGUUUGA
Molecule: messenger RNA, 1380 nt
Organism: Aspergillus aculeatus ATCC 16872
Lineage: Eukaryota; Fungi; Ascomycota; Eurotiomycetes; Eurotiales; Aspergillaceae
Exons: 1
Coding region: 1-1380 (459 amino acids)
Biological process (GO): nucleoside metabolic process
Molecular function (GO): catalytic activity
Source: RefSeq, a predicted model, not a curated record